CAGCAGGAAUUGUGGAACAUGUGGGUGCAAAAUUUUGUGUGUAAUUAAAAUCAAAAAAAAUUGUCAAAAUUUAAAAAUGGAGACCGAAAAUGUUGAAAACGAGAAAUCCGUUUCACAACAAGAGGAAGGAGAACAGCAAAACAGCGAGCUUGUUGAAGUUCUCUCACAACAACCAGAGGGAACAACCUUAGAAGACGUAACAUCGAUACACACCUACCAGAUCGCAAUAUGCCCGUUUCGUGGAGUAAGCUCCAAAUCAACCAUAGUAGAUGAAUCCGAGGACUUUCCUGAACCUGUAGAUCCUCUUGAGCGAUUGCUGACCGAAGAAGUGCCAAUCGAAUCCAAGCGUUCCUUCGUCGAAAUCUAUGUAGGAGAAUGUCGUAAAUACGGCGUAACUCCGUUGCGAUACGUCUGUGAAAUUUUGGAAGAUGGCGAGCAGAAUUCGGAUCAAACUGUUGACAUAGAUCUGAAUCGCAUCGGUUGCAGCAACCUUCAAGUGCAGAUCAUUCUCGACUGCUUGGUGAUGGCUUGUCCGGAGCGCAUAAAUGACCUCAACCUGAGCCACAACUUGUUGAUGAACGUGCCGUUGGCCGUCAGCCUGGCCAACCUUCUACAGCUUGCGCAACGAAUCGUUCAUCUAGAUCUAUCUCACAGCUCCCUUGGCGACGAUGAAGUAGCAUUGACCCUGGUAGAAGCCCUCGCCAACUCGGCCGUUCGCAGGCUAAAUCUCUCGCACUGCCACCUGAACGAUAGCAGUGGUAUGGGGCUGUUUAAAUCGUUGUCCUUAUCGUUCAACAUCGAAGAGAUCGACGUCAGCUGGAACAGGUUGGAACACUUAACGGGCGUGGCGGCAGGGACGUUUCUCAGCGCCAAUUCGACCAUUCAGGAACUAAACCUGGCCGGUAACUUCCUCUAUCUGGAGAAGGAGUGCAUCGUCCCAUUUCUCAAGGAGCUUGCGAAGAACGAAUCGCUCAGGAAGCUGAAUCUAUCGUGGAACGCCCUGCGUGGUACUCUUUUUAGUCCGGCACUGUACAAAGCCAUGACAACCAGCGGCCUUAAGGUUCUGAAUCUGGAAAUGAACUGUCUACGUUCGGAGGAGGCAACGUCCUUGCUCAAAGCGUUUCGCAAAUGUGAAGUUCUUGAGGACAUCUAUCUCGGAGGAAACUUCUUCAGCGAAGAUGAAGUCAAAGAGCUGGUUAAGGCCUUUGGGCGUAAUCCGAACAUGAAGCUGCUCUCCCUCGGAGAGUAUCAGUUCGUUAACAAAGUGGCUGGAAGGCUUUCGAAACGUUUCAUGAAACGGGACCCUACGAAAUCUAUCAUCUACCAAGGUGUUCUGCUGUCGAAUCCUCCGCGCCCGGUGGACGUCCCCGAAAUGCUCCUCGAUAGAUGUCGCUUCCUGGGCUUCAAACCGAAGAAGAAGAAAAGAAAACGUGACUUGGGUCACCUGAUGCUCCAACUUCAAAAACUCGAAAACCCCCUGCUGGAAAGAGAAGACUUCAUCGCCAUGGUCAAGAAGUUCCGCAUCAAGUUGGACAAGAGCUUACUCGGUGCGCUGAUGGAUGCCUUUGCGGAACGGAAGUUAGUCGACAGUGCGGCCAUGGCCGUGAAAUAUCUGGGGAAAUACCCCACCGAGUUGCCACCGGAGAAGCCGAAAAAGGCGAAGAAGAAACGGAAAAAGAAUGGGAAUGGAGCGGCUGUUGGUAAGAGAAGCGAGAAGGCGAAAAAAUAGUUGUGUCACAAUAAAAGGCGUAAA
Molecule: messenger RNA, 1753 nt
Organism: Aedes aegypti (yellow fever mosquito)
Lineage: Eukaryota; Metazoa; Arthropoda; Insecta; Diptera; Culicidae
Product: leucine-rich repeat-containing protein 74A-like
Exons: 3
Coding region: 77-1729 (550 amino acids)
Source: RefSeq, a predicted model, not a curated record